AUGAGCCAGAAACCAAAGCGAGUCAGUGCACCUAACAAUACUCUCCCAUACGCGUACACUGAGUCACCUAGUAGCAGCAAAGGAGGGAAAAGAAAGAGAUUAUUACCUCAGAUACCGUCAACAUCUACCCCAGUUGCUAGGGGUAACGAGACAACAAUCAACCUCACUACGGUGUCGGAGAUCUCUGCAGUAUCAGUGCUCACUCAGAAUGCAACAACAGCAGAUGUUACAAGGUCACCCGCACGAGAAUUUGUAUCUCCGGUCAAGUUUACUGACAAUGGCGAGGACUCGUGUGUUACCGUGGCGGUGCGAGUACGUCCCUUUUCUGAGAGAGAGCUCAAUUUGCAGCAGUUGAAACCCAUUGUCAGAAUGCACGGUAACGAGGUCAUCAUAAAAUCAAAAGACGACGUAGUCCAUCGAUUCUACUAUGACCAUUGUUUCUGGUCCCUACCCGAGGAUUCCCCAGGGGAGAGCGUGAGCAGUGGGCGGAGUCUCAGCCCACAGUUUGCCAGUCAGGAGUACGUCUAUAAGCAUCUUGCUCAGCCUCUGUUAGAUCGAUCGUUUGAGGGAUACAACACUUGUUUGUUUGCGUACGGACAAACAGGCUCUGGCAAGUCUUACUGUAUUAUGGGUGAGGGGGAGGCUAUUGGAAUUGUCCCGAGGUUUGCUCAAGAACUGUUUGAUCGGGUGGAGGGAAUGUCUGAUGAUGAGACCUCGUUCAAGGUGCAGGUUAGCUACUAUGAGAUCUACAAGGAGAAGAUCUACGACCUGUUAGCCUCCAACCAGCACAAGAUAAAGAAAAAGCUGAGAGUGAGGGAGCACCCGGUACUAGGCCCCUAUGUGGAGGACCUGUCUACCUUUGUGGCAGACUCAUAUCCUGACAUUGAGAGAUGGAUUCACCUUGGUAACCGUUACCGAGCAACAGCUGCGACCGGGAUGAACGAGCGUAGCAGUCGAUCACACUCAGUGUUCACCAUCACUCUCACUCAGAGCACGGUUUUUGAGGGUGAGGAGCAGAACAGAGUGAGUCGCAUUAACCUUAUUGACUUGGCUGGCAGUGAGCGCUCCUCUGUCUCCAAAACCUCCGGAGAGAGACUCAAGGAGGGUGCCAGUAUCAACAAGUCCCUGCACUCGUUGGGCAAAGUCAUCUCCCUACUCUCAGAGAAGGGGUCUGGUCGCAGGAAGAAGGUGUUCAUCCCGUAUCGUGACUCUACCCUCACCUGGCUCCUCAAGGAGAGUCUGGGUGGGAACAGCAAGACGGCCAUGAUUGCAACCGUCAGUCCCUCACACCUUCACUACGAUGAGAGUCUGGGCACACUAAGAUAUGCCCAGCAAGCUCGUACCAUAGUCAACGUGGCUCGCAUCAAUGAAGACCCCAAUGCAGCCAUAAUCAGAGACCUACGACAGCAGAUUGAGCAGCUCCAAUCGCUCCUCCAGACCAGUGGUGUUCAGUCAAUUGGGGAUUCCUCUCAGGUGAAAGUACUGCACGAGAAGCUGCUGGAGAGUGAGAAGCUGAUGGCCGACACCACUCGCUCAUGGAAGGAGAAGCUCAGACAGUCAGAGGCCAGGAAACAGGAGGAGAUAGAGCAGUUACAGCGUUCUGGAGCUCUAACUGUGAACAACCGCGAGCCCAACUUGGUCAACCUGACUGAGGACCCCCAGCUGUCAGAGAUAGUGGUGUACUUCCUGAAGGAGGGGGUCACACGUGUGGGACGGAGGAGGGAGGGUGGAUCACAUGACAUCGAGCUCUCCGGGGCACUCGUCAUGAGCAAUCAUUGCUCACUGUCCAACGAUGCUGGUGUGGUGACCCUCCAGCCCUCAUCCAACACUGAGGCACAGACCUUCCUCAAUGGACACCUCAUUUCAUCCACUGACCAGCUGCACCAUGGUGAUCGUAUAGUGCUUGGUGGGGAGUACUACUUCCGAUUCAACAACCCUUUGGAGGUGGAGCAAGGAAUGCAUCUGAAGAAGGGACAGGGAACAUUUGAAUACGCCAAGAAUGAGCUCAUCAGGGAACAAACGGCAAGACUGGAAGCUGAGUUGGAGGAACGUCGACUAAAGGAGAGAGAAGCAUUGAUGGGUGAGCUACAGUCACUCAGGGAUGCAGCACAGAAGGACAUGGACUAUCAGAGAGUGGAGUACGAGGAGAAGCUGGCAAAUCUUACUAGAGAUAUGGUUGAGCAGACGAUGGAGGCCAGCCACCACAUUAAGUCCAGUGAGGAGGUCCGUGCUGCCAUGGAGGAGCUACAGGAGAGGAACAAGGCUCUCGAGGAGGAGACAGUGACACAAAAACACCUCCUCCACCUGGAGAAGAUCAAGGCUGAGAGAGAGUAUGAAGAGAUUAAGGAGGAGAAGACUCGACUCAUGAGUGAUCUUGAGCAGGAGAAGAACAAGUUGUUAGCGGACAUACAGCAACUUAACAAGAACAAGUCCGUGAGGUUGAACGUUAGUUGUCGAGAGCCCACGGUGUCUACAGUGUCCAUGGAGCCUUCUAGGAAGGGCUCUGAGAUGGUGCGACUAGCCAUGAUGCUGCAGGAGGCCUCAGCCAUCAGCAAGAGUCUCAACAGGCCACUGACUUUUAGUCGUGAAGAGCUCACUGAUGACUCUGAUGGUCUGGAGGUCCAGGUGCGAGUUAACAACACACAGCAGGGAAUUGUCACAUUCUGGACUCUGGAGAAGUUUGAAGGGAGACUAGAAGUGAUGAGGGACAUGUACACAAACAUGUCAACGUCUGGUAUUGGGUCGAGUACCUCACUGGAAGGAGAGAGUGUGGGUUCGUCUUGUGAGGAACCUGAUCCCUUCUCUGACCCCUCAGAUUCCUGGGUCAAGGAGUCAUUGAUCACACCGCAACCCUCACCAAUGAGGUCAUCGUCAAUUCGCCACCUUUUGAUGUCUAGCAGCUCCACCCACUCCAUCACCCUCCCCGGCUCUGCCCUCCCCCCACGCUCCCUCCUGGACCUCCUUAACGUCAGCUCUAGAGGGGGAAGUCCCAUGCUACCCCCUGUCUCUCAUAUCACCCCCCACCUCUCACUACCUGCACUUUGUCACCAGAGAAUUAGUGGCCUACUAGGGAUUAGCCCUGCUGAGUCUGGGUCAGUGUUCCAGAGGGUGUUAUCGAGAGUACUGGAUAUCAGGGAGGCUUGUGAAGCUAUUGAGGAGGCUUACUGUCAGAACAUGGACAGCAUCGAUGCUCCACUGUGGUCCACCCCCUCAGUGACCGAGGCUGUCCUCUCACUCUACACAUCACUGGAGCUCCUGUUGGCCGAGGGACAGACUCUCCAGCGAGAGCUGUUAGCCUGGCAUUCCCUGGUGACCAGACUGCUCCCAACCUGGGUGGACGGAGGUGGUCUGGUGACAGAGAGAGCUGAUAACUUCCUGGAGACCAUCUCACAACAAACUGCUCUCUAUUGCAGUCGACUAUUACAGGCUACUGAAAAGGAGAGUGAAAACGCCGUUAGAGAGGCGUGUGCUAGUCUGAGGGAGAGCCUGGAUUCGCUGACUCAGCAAACUGGUUCCCUCUCUCUGGCCAGACAAGUACUGGACAAGACAUUUGUGAGCCGAGUGCCUGUCACGCCGUCUUCUGGCCAUGUGGUAGUGGGUGAACCUGACGGGGGGGAUGACUUCAUCACACUGCAGCCGUACCAGAAGUCAGCCAUGUUGUUCUACCAGGGCUAUUGUGACUGGUGCAGUGCAGUGUUUGAGCACGCCCGGGGGAGGGUGGGGGAGUGUGUCCAGUCUCUCUCCCCAUACACAGAUCAGAGUGAUCUGGUGUCGGGGGUGGCCAAGACAGUGACUGGAGUCGAGGCCUUCCUACAGAGGCUGGCAGAGUUACAGGGAGACAUCUGGAGUAUAUCUGCUCCCAGUGUUGGCACCCUCCCACUCACCCCGCCCCUCCCCUCAGUAGUGGAGCUAUUAUCCCAUAUCCGACAAGUCGAGAAAUCUGUGGAGACAAUCACUACACACAUCACACCCUUCCUACAGACUGACACGACCAGCACCAGUCUAGAGGACCUCUCAUCCAGUAACAAACAAGUAGCGUACAGCUGCAACGAGCUUGCUGCUCUUGCAUUACGAGUAAUCAAAGGUUCUCCUUGCCCACAGACACAAGGCUAUGUGUACGAGGUGCAGCAGCUCUCACAUGAGAUAGCUAGAGCUGGCAAGACUGUCAACCACGUCAUAAAGAGGGGAACUGACGAAGAGAGAGGCAAGAAAAGAAGAGAAAUGAAAAAGAAACCUUUUCAAAUUGAAAAUGCCACAACAGCGAUAGACGAACGUAUUGUGCCAGUUGUGGACAUGUCCACCAUUCCUGUGUGUGAAGAGUUGAUUGGUGCUAAAGGGAGUAGUGAGUCAAGAACCUCUAUGGCAACCGGACAGCUAACGCAGUCGCCAGAACAUCGGGUCAACAGGUCAAAGAACGAACAUGUGACUAUUGGUAGAGACAUGUAUAGCAGUAUUAUAGAUGAUGAAGAUGACUCCACACUUGUAUAGUGUAUAAUGUGUUGAAACUUUCUGUUUGUGUAUCUUACACAAUGUUUAGCCAACAGGUUUUUGUGAUACCCCCGAACAAUUGUUCUCGGGGUAUGUUUUAUUCUCAAUUGUGACGUUG
Molecule: messenger RNA, 4606 nt
Organism: Halichondria panicea
Lineage: Eukaryota; Metazoa; Porifera; Demospongiae; Suberitida; Halichondriidae
Product: kinesin-like protein KIF14
Exons: 23
Coding region: 1-4488 (1495 amino acids)
Biological process (GO): microtubule-based movement
Molecular function (GO): microtubule motor activity; microtubule binding; ATP binding
Source: RefSeq, a predicted model, not a curated record